Messenger RNA from Pecten maximus, 2199 nucleotides. RefSeq lists its product as uncharacterized. Gene Ontology annotation, cellular component: membrane. NCBI's taxonomy places the organism in Eukaryota, Metazoa, Mollusca, Bivalvia, Pectinida, Pectinidae. The record is from RefSeq and is a predicted model, not a curated record. Gene Ontology annotation, biological process: lipid modification. Gene Ontology annotation, molecular function: acyltransferase activity. Bases 127 to 2199 code for a protein of 690 amino acids. The transcript is spliced from 12 exons.
AACGCCAUUGGCUGAAGUCUGAAUAAUAUAGACAUAAUUUGUCCUUUGACUUAUCCCAUGUGUAUGCAUCUUUUCCACACAGGAACUGCCAGAAAUUCUAAACCACGUACCAGGAGCUCAUGAAAGAUGGUUCACGUAGGCCAGUUUUAUCAGGGUUCCGGCCUCCUACAGCCGGUAUCCGACAUCAUCGGGUUACCGCUUGACCAGAUUAACUACCUUGCCUGCAAUAUAGUGGCAUUUUUCUGUGCGAUACAGAUGAGAAAACGACUUCCUGGAUCAAUAGAAAACAGUCAACAGAGACAUGUUAUAGAACUAUGUAUCGGACUUCUCCUGUCUGUGUUCUGUUUUGGGUACCAGGCCAUCCACAUGGUCCUGUACUCUACAAUACCCUACCUGUUUAUGUUGUAUGGACCGAGGGACUCUUUUCAUAAGAUAGUUUUUGCUGUAGUUAUGGGCUAUGCUUCUAUCAUGCAUAUCUACCGACUAUACUACGACUUCUUCGGCUUCUCACUGGAUGUAACUGGACCUUUGAUGCUGAUGACACAGAAAUGCACAAGUGUUGCAUUUGCUCUGCAUGAUGGAACCGAGAAAGACGAAGAAAAAUUGUCAGAAGAUCAGAAGAAAAUGUGCAUCAGGAAGACACCCGAUGCCCUGUCCUAUUACAGCUACAUUUUCUGUUUCCACGGCGUCAUGGCAGGACCGCCUGUCUUCUAUACUGAUUACAUACAAUUCAUUAAUGGAGAAAACCUCAAGGUUUCAAAACCAGAAACAAAAAAUACCAGUAAUCAUCAGAUUGAGAGCCCUACACCAACUCCAGAGACGGCGAUGAGAGAGACUGGACUGAUUGUAGCUGUGUGUGGAGUACUGAUGCUGCUGAGUCCGAUCUUCUUUCCAGUUUCAAGACUGGCAGAUGAUGAGUUCCUGUAUGAGACCAACAUCCUGUACCGUAAUCUGUAUUUGCUCAUCUCUGUUUCCCUGGUCCGAGCAAAAUAUUACUUUGCCUGGAAACUCGGUGAACUUACCAACCAAUCAGCAGGACUUGGUUUUCAAGGCUACGACGAAAAUGGCAAAGAAAAGUGGGAUUUAUUGAAUAACGUCAAUAUAUGGAGGUUAGAGGUAAGGUCACCAAGAAAUUCCUUCGUCAUACUCGCCACCAGACAUUUAAAGGCUAACACUGAUCAGUGUGAUGUAAACAAUCCUCAAACAGAGACUAACACUGAUCAGUGUGAUGUAAACAAUCCUCAAACAGAGGCUAACACUGAUCAGUGUGAUGUAAACAAUCCUCAAACAGAGACUAACACUGAUCAGUGUGAUGUAAACAAUCCUCAAACAGAGACUAACACUGAUCAGUGUGAUGUAAACAAUCCUCAAACAGAGACUAACACUGAUCAGUGUGAUGUAAACAAUCCUCAAACAGAGGCUAACACUGAUCAGUGUGAUGUAAACAAUCCUCAAACAGAGGCUAACACUGAUCAGUGUGAUGUAAACAAUCCUCAAACAGAGGCUAACACUGAUCAGUGUGAUGUAAACAAUCCUCAAACAGAGACUAACACUGAUCAGUGUGAUGUAAACAAUCCUCAAACAGAGGCUAACACUGAUCAGUGUGAUGUAAACAAUCCUCAAACAGAGGCUAACACUGAUCAGUGUGAUGUAAACAAUCCUCAAACAGAGACCAACACUGAUCAGUGUGAUGUAAACAAUCCUCAAACAGAGGCUAACACUGAUCAGUGUGAUGUAAACAAUCCUCAAACAGAGACUAACACUGAUCAGUGUGAUGUAAACAAUCCUCAAACAGAGACUAACAUUGAUCAGUGUGAUGUAAACAAUCCUCAAACAGAGACUAACACUGAUCAGUGUGAUGUAAACAAUCCUCAAACAGAGACUAACACUGAUCAGUGUGAUGUAAACAAUCCUCAAACAGAGACUAACACUGAUCAGUGUGAUGUAAACAAUCCUCAAACAGAGGCUAACACUGAUCAGUGUGAUGUAAACAAUCCUCAAACAGAGGCUAACACUGAUCAGUGUGAUGUAAACAAUCCUCAAACAGAGGCUAACAUUGAUCAGUGUGAUGUAAACAAUCCAUUUAAAAAAAUAGAAUCGGUUGGAUUUUACAUUCACAUUUUUACUGUGGUAACGCUUGUCUUCUACACCUUCAUCAAACCAACAAAGAAACGUGAGGAUGUUCAGAAGAAAGAGUGA